This is a messenger RNA of Xyrauchen texanus (razorback sucker), 1636 nucleotides long. RefSeq names its product mitogen-activated protein kinase 11-like. Gene Ontology annotation, biological process: protein phosphorylation; intracellular signal transduction. Gene Ontology annotation, molecular function: ATP binding; MAP kinase activity. Lineage: Eukaryota; Metazoa; Chordata; Actinopteri; Cypriniformes; Catostomidae. The record is from RefSeq and is a predicted model, not a curated record. The transcript is spliced from 12 exons. The coding region runs from base 107 to 1192 and encodes 361 amino acids. Gene Ontology annotation, cellular component: cytoplasm; nucleus.
GAGGGACCAAAGUCGGCUGACUCUUCUCACAGGGAUACCUCUCUGGCGUAUGCGUUAAUAUUUUCUGAUAUUUUUGUAAUUUAGAGAGUUUUUUGUUAAGGGGGAUAUGUCGGCAAAACCGGGAUUCUACCGGCAAGAGCUAAACAAGACCGUCUGGGAGGUGCCCGAACGAUACCAGAACCUCACACCGGUUGGAUCGGGGGCAUACGGUUCAGUAUGCUCAGCUUAUGAUGUGCGUCUACGACAGAAAGUGGCUGUUAAGAAGCUCUCCAGGCCAUUUCAGUCCCUCAUCCACAGCAGAAGAACGUACAGAGAACUGAGACUGCUCAAACACAUGAACCAUGAGAAUGUUAUUGGGCUGUUGGAUGUUUUCACCCCGGCAGCUUCACAAGAAGAAUUCAAUGAGGUCUACCUUGUUACUAACCUGAUGGGAGCGGAUCUCAACAACAUUGUCAAGUUUCAAAGACUCUCAGAUGAACAUAUACAAUUCCUCAUCUAUCAGCUUCUCAGAGGACUUAAGUACAUCCAUUCAGCCGGAUUGAUUCACAGAGACUUAAAGCCAAGCAAUGUAGCAGUGAAUGAAGAUUGUGAACUCAGGAUCCUGGACUUUGGAUUAGCCAGGCAAACAGAUGAUGAGAUGACCGGGUAUGUGGCCACUCGCUGGUACAGAGCACCUGAAAUCAUGCUCAACUGGAUGCAUUACAACCAGACAGUGGAUAUCUGGUCUGUUGGAUGCAUCAUGGGUGAACUUCUGAAGGGGAAGGUUUUGUUUCCGGGCAACGAUUAUAUAGAUCAGUUGAAGAGAAUCAUGGAGGUGGUAGGAACUCCCACUGCUGACGUUCUGAAGAAGAUAUCUUCUGAACAUGCUCAGAAAUACAUCCAGUCCUUACCGUAUAUGCCCCAACAAGAUCUGGAGAAGAUUUUCAGGGGGGCAAAUCCAUUAGCAGUUGAUCUUUUGAAGAAAAUGCUAGUGUUGGAUUGUGAUGGAAGGAUCUCGGCCAGUGAAGCUCUGUGUCAUCAGUACUUUUCCCAAUACCACGACCCUGAUGAUGAACCAGAGGCACCUCCGUAUGACCAGACCCCUGAGAGCAAGGACUGCACGUUAGAGGAGUGGAAGGAGCUGGUGUAUGAGGAAGUAAGCAAUUUCAAAAGUCCUGCCAAUAAAAGUGAAAGUCUACAAGUUGAACAAUAAGACUGAGCAUAACUACAAUUGAGAAGAUACCACCCUUUUCCCACUGUCUGUCUAUCAUAUUUUGACAUAUGACGUAUAGGAUUGGUGGACAUCUGAACAGACUUUAACCAGAGAUAAUGACAAAGUAUUUCUGAGGCAUGAUGCGCUUCCUGUAUGAUGUGUGUGUGUGUGUUCAUACACACAUUUUGGUAAGGGCAAACUCAUAUUGUUAGACACAACAUUCAAAUAGUACUAUGUGCAUGGUGUGUGUGGGUUUGUGUGUGUGUGUGUUCUGAAAGUUUUUUAUAUUUGAUGUGAGGCAGGUGUGAAGGGGAAGCAGGGUACGUAUCUUUCACAUGAGACCAAAAUAAACUAGACAAGAUGUGGCAAAGGCCACACUGGAGAAAAAUAUGUUUACAUGGGUAGAAUGUAAGUGUGACUUGCAUAAAUGCAUCUUUGUAUAAA